AUGAAGAUAGAAGCUAAAAAAAUCCACUGCGUCUUUGCGUGGUCAUGGGAUAUUCCGGGGGAUUGUCAAGAUGGUACACAGGGGCCUAGUGAAGAAGACGUAUGCGGUAUUUGUCGUGUAAGCUACAAUGGGACAUGCCCCAACUGUAAGUUCCCGGGUGACGACUGUCCGCUGGUGAUUGGGGAUUGCAAUCACAACUUUCAUGUCCAUUGCAUUCAGCAGUGGUUAGAUACGCCAACUGCCAAGGGAUUGUGUCCUAUGUGCCGCCAACUUUUCUCCUUAAAGAGAGGUGUGUCGAUCAAUGAAGCGCAGGUGGAAAAAUUUGCCCAUUUACUGAUGAAGUCACGGCCCACUGCACUUACAACUGAUGAGGAAGAUAUCAUGAUGGAUCAAGAGUUUUUAGUGAGGUGA
Lachancea fermentati is the source of this 411-nucleotide messenger RNA. NCBI's taxonomy places the organism in Eukaryota, Fungi, Ascomycota, Saccharomycetes, Saccharomycetales, Saccharomycetaceae. The record is from the annotation of a GenBank genome assembly.